Molecule: messenger RNA, 768 nt
Organism: Paraglomus occultum
Lineage: Eukaryota; Fungi; Glomeromycota; Glomeromycetes; Paraglomerales; Paraglomeraceae
Source: the annotation of a GenBank genome assembly
ACACUCACUAGUGCCUCCACGGAUGAUGAUACAGUAGGCAAUGGUCAGUCAAUGAACGACAAGAUGUCAUCAUCGCCAUCGAAACAAUCAAAAGAGAAGAUAAAAAGUCACACUCCGAACCCUUUCAAGCUGCUCGGGCGAUUUAGUCGUUCGUUACAUAACGACGUCUCGAAACUUCCAGAAGGCGGAAUAUCCAAGAGUGACAUUAGCAUGCCAUUCAAUCAACGUUCGUUAACACGGCCUAUUGAAUCGGCUGACGCAGAUUACAAUGAUUAUGACCAUCCGGAAAGCGUGAUGACUAGCCCAGAUAGUAUCACCGCUCGUGCGUUAGUAAAUGAACUGCGUCGGUCAUCUGCUCUGGCUAGUGAGGGAAAUGACUCAAACAAGUUAGGCAUAAGCAGUAAUUUAUUGGCUGAUUUGUUUCGAAGGAGGGAGACUGUAGGAGGAAGAAGAAGCAGUCCUUUGAAAUUUGACGAAAAGGGGGAAGAUACGGCAAAAGACAAUAUAUCGAGGAAUGGCGAUAAAGGAAAGAGAACUGUUUGGGAUGACAAUGAUACUGCUAAUAAUAGCUCUGCAGAAAUUGAUAUAGUUGUAGACAGCGGCAUUUAUGAUGAUGAUCGGAAUCGUGGAGACAGUAAUAACAUACAGUCAGACAAGCAAAAUAAGCAUGGGCAGUCGAAUGAGACUGGCUCAGACUCGUCGAUUUUUUACGAUCCAUUUCACGAUCAAACAAGAUUUGUAAAUUCUGAAUCGCCGUCAUCGAACUGA